Molecule: messenger RNA, 1321 nt
Organism: Protobothrops mucrosquamatus (brown spotted pit viper)
Lineage: Eukaryota; Metazoa; Chordata; Lepidosauria; Squamata; Viperidae
Gene: FAM174A
Product: family with sequence similarity 174 member A
Source: RefSeq, a predicted model, not a curated record
AUGCGGCGGCUUUGGCCGCCGCCGCCACUGUUGCUUUUGCUGGUGCUGCUUUCGGCGUUCGCGCUGUGCGGAGGAGGAGCGGCGCUUCCCCCGGCUCCCACCGCGAAACAUCUUUCCACGUUGCCGCCCCCUCUGCCGGGCGUGCGGGCGGACCCCGACAAUGCGCCCGCGGACACGCCGGGCGGCAGCGGCUCUUCUGUCGUCGAAGGAGCGCGGAGCGGCGGCGGCGGCGUAAAGGGGAACGGCAGCAUGGCCGCCGCGCCCCCCGGCACGCAGGUCUAUCAGCCCAUGACCCAGCGCGCCCUUUCGGUCCUGGUCCUGGCCAGCGCUGCCCUCAUCGUUUACUUCGUCAUCCGGACCGUGCGACUUAGACGAAGAAACAGAAAGACGCGGAAAUAUGGUGUUCUGGACACAAACAUAGAAAAUACAGAGCUGACACCUUUAGAGCAAGAUGAUGAUGAUGAUGAUAACACAUUGUUUGAUGCCAAUCAUCCUCGAAGAUAAGUAUGUGCCUUGUGGGAAAAUAUUUCAAUUGUGGAGCAACAGAAGAAAGCUGUUUGGAAGGAACGUGAAGCCAAUAUCAGAGUUGAGAAUAUGAAAUGUAUUAUGAUAUCCUUAGUUUGUUGCAAUAAAUACUAACAUUUUAUUGUACCUUUUGUAUAUACCGAAAUAUUGUAAGGUUAAAGCCUAUGGAAAUAGCGCACUAAAUUUCUAAUCUAUUUUCAACAGGGUAUUUUCUGCUUAUAUUAAUUUGUGAUCUUUUUGAAAUUCUUUUGUGGGCCAAUUUUUUUUUAUGUAAACUGUGGUAAUUUAUUUGUUUGAACUCCUUGCAGCUAGCCAAAUCUAACCAUGUGUCAGAGGAAUGUAUGUUCUUAGUAAAUUAGAUGUAUACUGAAGCUCUGUGUGAAUGAUGUAAAUAAAUGUUUAUGGUAUUCCUAACAUUCAUUCCUUGUUCUCUGAAUCUGUUGGUUUUACAUGUUGUGAUUUGGAUGGAAGAAAAAUUGCUUGCAAUUACUGAACUGAUCUUCCAUUAGUUGAGUUUGGAACCACUUUUUCAGCAAGUAUAAAUUAAUGGAACUUUUAUUUAUUCUAUGCCUAGUUUCAAAUGCCAUAAGCUAGUUAGAGAAGAACUUCUUGAUAUCUUUUAAUGUAAGAUGUGCAGAAUUGCUAAGGCAUCUAUCAGCAUUUUUCUAUGUGCAAGCUUUCAUGGAAACUGUUGAAGAAAAUUUCACCAUUAUAAUACCUGGAGGUAUAUCAAAUAAUUUUACAUAAUAGGCCCAUACAAUAUAAUUGAAUUUCUCGUGUACUAAUGGCUCCGUUU